AUGUAUGUAUGGGGCCCUUAUAUAACCCUCCAGGUGGGAGCCUGGCAGCUGUCGGUGGCCCUUUUCCAGAGCUUGUUGCAGGCAGAACUCAGCCCCGACGUGGUGAGUUACAGCGCAUCAAUCAGCUCCUGUGAAAAGGGAGGAAACUGGCCGUUGGCUUUGCAACUGUUCGACAGCAUGCGCCAGUCGGAGCUGUCCCCCGAUGUGAUCAGUUACAGCGCGGCCAUCAGCUCCUGUGAGAAGGGCAUGCGAUGGCAGCUGGCAUUGCAACUCUUCGGGUCUUUGUCUGAGGAAAAGCUUCGCCCAAAUGUGAUCUGCUACAAUGCCACAAUCAGCAGCUGCGAGAAAGGUGGGCAGUGGCAGCGAGCCCUGCUACUCUUGAGCUCCUUUCCGGAAGCCAGACUGGUGCCGGAUCUGAUCAGCUAUUCUGCCACAAUUAGCUCCUGCGAGAAAGGAGCUCAGUGGCAGCUCGCACUUGAGCUUUUUGAUGCAUUGCCUCGAGCUAAGCUCACUCCGGAUGUUAUCAGCUAUGGAGCAGCCAUCGUCUCUUGCGAGGAGGGCGGGCAACCGGAGAAGGCUUUCAAGCUCUUCUGCUCCAUGCUCAGCUCCCAUCUUCAGCCGCAUGUCAUGCUCUAUAGUGGAGCAGUCAGUUUCUGUGAGACGGGGUCCGAGCCCGAGAAUUAG
Symbiodinium necroappetens is the source of this 684-nucleotide messenger RNA. The record is from the annotation of a GenBank genome assembly. Lineage: Eukaryota; Dinophyceae; Suessiales; Symbiodiniaceae.